AGCAUCAUAUUCUGUUCAUCAUGUCAGGCUUUUCUCCCCAGUUUCAAAAUUAGAAAAUCAUUUAUAUAUUUCGGAACACAUUUGUAACUUUCUUUUCAGACUUUUCUCGUUUUAAGCUCAAAAUUAAUUACGCAAAAUUAUGAAUAUGCACUGAUCUUGAUUCGCAUGAAGAGACCGUAUUAAAAAUGGCUCCCAAAUGCUAUUGUCCAGUCACCCAUGUCAUCUUCGACCUCGAUGGAACCUUACUGGAUACUGAGAAGAUAUACUUCCAAUCUAUGCUAGAAAUAUUGGCUUCAUAUGGAAAAAGUUACACCCGGGAGUGUCAGAGGCGGCAUAUGGGCAUGCCGGCCUUACAAGCGUGUGCUGUCCUUAUCAAGGAAUUCAACCUUACAGUGAAGACCGAAGAUUUGUGUAACGCUUACGAGGCAGCUGCCGCAAAACAUAUGACCCACUGCGCCCUGCUACCGGGGGUCAGGGAGCUGAUUCUCCACCUUCACGAGUUCCGAAUACCCUUCUGCAUUGCCACUAGUUCUGGCAAAAAAGUAUUCGAUUUGAAGGCAUCGGCUCAUAAGGAUAUCAUGCUGGCCUUCCAUCAUGUCGUGUGCGGAAAUGAUCCUAGCCUAAAGCCGGACAGAGGGAAGCCGAUGCCGGACAUCUUCCUCCUGGCUGCCUCUCGUUUCAAUCCCCCAGCAGAUCCCAAGUCUUGCCUGGUUUUCGAGGAUUCUCCGAAUGGACUGAAGGCCGGCGUAGCGGCUGGCAUGCAGGUGGUUAUGAUACCCGAGGAUGAUGUGACCGAGCAACAAAGAAAAGGCGCCACUUUAGUGCUCGAAUCGAUGGCAGAGUUCAGGCCACAGCUUUUCGGACUGCCAGCCUUUGGCAAGUGCUCAAAAUUCGAGUUUGGCUGACAUAAGCACCCCAAAUUUAUCUCUCCCAAUUUUCACAGUUUUCCAAAAUAAAUAAUUCUGAAAUGUCUCUCGAAGACCAGAGUAUAAAGCCGAA
Drosophila kikkawai is the source of this 999-nucleotide messenger RNA. Its product is annotated as pseudouridine-5'-phosphatase. The record is from RefSeq and is a predicted model, not a curated record. Lineage: Eukaryota; Metazoa; Arthropoda; Insecta; Diptera; Drosophilidae. Gene Ontology annotation, molecular function: phosphatase activity.